AUGGGAACGAGGAUGGAGGUGGCACAACUUGAAAGCAGGAUGGAGACUGAGGACUAUAGAACGCUGCAGGGCCUCUUCCUGGACCCCUCGGGUGCACCUCGCUCCUUGUCCAGGGCUGAAUUCACCGAUCUGGCUUGGUCCUCAGUUGGCCGGGGCUCCAAGGAGGACUACGGCCUCCUGUUUGACAGUGUGGUUGUCACUCAAGAGCACCGCGGCCUCCUUCUGGACGUCGACGGCGUGGAGGAGGAGGGCCGAGUCGACUGGGGAGGCCUGUGCUCUUUUCUGCUCCUGGAGCUUUCUGAUAAAGUAAAGGACACCAGAACCAGCAGCGUGCCUCGCUGGAAGCCACCGCGCACUUUGACCUGUCAACACCGAGACCCGGUCCAAAAGGUGUUGCACCUGCAGAGUUCAGGUCAGUAUCUGACCGUGAGCAGAGGAGGAACUGUGGGCCUGCGGGACGGGGAAGACAUGUCCCUCCUGCACACGCAUCGACUGCAAAACAGCACGGUCUCACCCAAAGACCUCUGGGUCACAGACGUGGUGCUGCUGCACAACGUCCACAAGAUAGCUGUGUCUUUCACAAGUAAGGAGGUGUGUUUUUAUGACAUUCUGUCAAAGCAGGACUUUGGGUGCAAGCAUAAACUACAGGGGUUGAAGUUCACUCCCUGGUGUCUAGACUAUUGGGUGGAUCCCUUUAACCCGGACGUGGCCAUCCUCACCAUCGGAGACAUUGGAGGACAGGUCAGCGCUUUAUAUUUUACCUCAGCUCAGAUCUCUCUGUUUGAGAGACUCGGUCUGAGGACGGACUCCGAUUCAGCAGACAUCGUCCUCUGGGACGAGCUGGUCAAAGGAAAGCAUCGCUCCUGUUACACAGUGACACACCGAGGGCACACACCUGCAUGGGUUAGAAAAGUUCGUUACCUGGACUCGCUGGAGGCCUUCGUGUCCUGCAGCACCAGAGCGCAGAGCAGCGUGGUGAUCGGCUGGAGGGGAACGGAAAGCAGGGCUCUGCGGGUCACUUCUUUCUUUACAAAGAGGGGUGUGUGGGACAUGGACCACCACCGUGGACUCAAUCUCAUAGCCACGGCAGGUGUGGAUCAUCAGGUCUUGCUGUGGAACCCGUUUGUGACCUCAAAGCCGGUUUGCCGGCUCAUCGGGCACACAGGCCCCGUCACCGCGGUUCGCUUCAUGCAGACCCGGCAACAGUUGCUCAGCUACUCCAAAGAUAAGGUCCUGUGUCUAUGGGAUGUAUCUCGUCAGCUGUGUGUUCACCGCCUGGCCGGUGUCUUCCCAGAGACGCAGGAGGACACGCACACACUCCUGUUUGUCCACGAGGAGCGUCAGUCCCUCGUGCUUUCCUUCAACAGCCUGCUCCUCCUGCUGGAGACCACGGAGGAAGAGGAGAGGACCAGCAGCCACGAGCACCCUGUGACCUGUGUGCUGUAUAACAGUCUGUUCAGACAGGUAGUCAGCAGCGACUCUGCCUCCUCUGUGAUCUGCUGGCUGGCUCACACAGGCCAAAAGGUCAAGCAGUUCCACCGUUGUCACGGCAACAAUGAGAUCUCCACCAUGGCCCUGGACGGUACGCAGACCAGGCUGUUUACUGCAGGCCUUGACGGAGAGAUCAAGGUGUGGAACUUCAACGGCCGCUGCCUCCACAGAAUGAACGCCGGCCUGGGUCGGGCUGUGGAGAUCUCACAGGUCCUGCUGCUGAAGAGGAGUAUACUGGUGGUGGGCUGGGAAAGGAUGUUAACAGUUUUCCGUCUGCACUCCUUCUCGCAGUGUUUUGUUGAACCGUCGGAGUGGAAAGGAGGUGUUCAGCAUCGCAGUGAUGUGCUCUGUGCCGCAUUCCAGCCUCCACAGACUCUGGUCACAGGAAGCUAUGAUGGAGAGAUUAUAGUGUGGAACAACGGCACAGAAAACGCUUUGAGGAAACUGCAACCACUUGCUGAACUCGAAGAAGGUCAUGUCUCCGAUUCCCAGCUCGGUGUGAAUGGCGAAGAAGACGCUGAUAACUCCACUGCAAUCACUAGAUUGUUAUUCAUACCAGGACGCGCGUCUGCAGAUAUAGCUACAGCAGGUGGUGCAGACUUGGUGUCCUGUGGAGGUUCAGGUGUGGUGCGACUCUGGAACACCAUCCACAGCCGUCUGGUGGGACAGUUCACAGCUCACAACAGGGACUUGGGGUCAAUCGUUACGGCUGUCAGCCCCUGUGGAAACUAUUUAGUCACAGCUGAUAGGGAGGGAAGGCUCAAGACUUGGGACAUACAGCAGUAUUGUCUCGAGCCACAUGACGGAAUAACCAAAGAACCUCCAAAACUGCUGCGUAGUUUCCGCCCACACCUCGACCGUGUGACUCACCUGGAGAUGUGUCUCCAUGGCGACAGGCUCCUCGUUCUCUCAGCAUCAUCCGACUGCAGCGUGGUCCUCAGCUACCUGCCCGGAGAAAUCGUCGGCCUGUUCGGACAGGAGGAGCAGUGGUGCUUGGAGAGACCCGGACAUCUGCAGCCACAGCAGGAACCAGAGCGAGACCAGGGAGGGCAGGGAGGGAAGAGGUCACCUCCAGCUCCCAGGGAGACGCUCCCCGACCCGGGACCCGACACCUCUGCAGAGCGUGGAGAGGUCGGGGUAAAAGACGAGGGUGAGGACUUUGGGGCGGCUGCAGGAGUGGACGGAAGAAAACACUUAUCCGGGUCAAGGGUCGAGUCUGUCUAGACGAGAGGGCAUUGUGUCUGUGUUGAACACCUUCAGCUUA
Molecule: messenger RNA, 2755 nt
Organism: Cyclopterus lumpus (lumpfish)
Lineage: Eukaryota; Metazoa; Chordata; Actinopteri; Perciformes; Cyclopteridae
Product: WD repeat-containing protein 49-like
Exons: 17
Coding region: 1-2715 (904 amino acids)
Molecular function (GO): protein binding
Source: RefSeq, a predicted model, not a curated record